AUGAAAAAAAUUAUGAUAAAAAUGUCUCCCGUGUGCGUUGUGCCGGAUUGCAAAAGUGGCUCUAACUGCCGCAAAAAGUAUUCAUUAUUUAAAACACCCAAAAAUCUGGAAUUAAGAAAGAAAUGGGAGAAGGCCAUUCCUGGAAUAACAGAACUAAAACAAUGGCAACUGAUAUGUGAAAAACAUUUUAUAGAUGAAUAUAUAAUAAAAAAGUUCGUUCAAAGAGAUUAUUGUGGGAACAUCAUUUCUGAGAUAAUGCGCCGACCUUAUUUACGAAAGGGCGCGGUUCCAACAAUUUUCAGUAAUUCAAAUGCAUCUUCAAUUAUUGAAGAAAAAGAACAUAAAUUACCUUCAAGUUCAAGUAUAAAUGCUCUUGAAGAAGAACUAUAUCCCAAAGUUAGUAAUGAAAUUGUAGUUAGUAUUAGCGAUACUGAUUUAAUGGAAAUCAGUAGCAAGGAUGAUUCAGAAAUGUUAGUUGAUGAAAAAUAUGUGAAUGAUGAAUUCACACACGAUAAGGACAACUUAAUCCUAAUUAUAAAUUCUAAUGAUGGACAUUUCAUAGAACAUAAUUAUGCAUUAAAUAAUUUUUCAAAAACGGUCGAUAAUGCUUGCACAGAUUCCCUCUUGUUAUCUGCCAAUUGUCACAAUAGAUCUUCUAUUGCAAACACAAAUGCCUUAACUGAUUCUUCGAAUGUUUCUAUAGAAUAUGCUAGUGAAGUUGCUAUCGAUAAUACUAAAACGAAAGUACCAAAAGGUUGGGGUGUUUCUGAGAAAGUUAAAAGAUUUACAAGAUAUUUAUUAUUUACACAUACGAUUACAGAAAUAAAAAAUAACGUUGACGUCCAAGUGCUAGAAAAAUACAUAAUUCUGAAUUGCUCUGAUGGAACAGCGCGUUACUUCAUACGCGAAAAGGAAAUUAAUAAUGAAAAUAUACCGCAGUUUAAUUUAAAAAUUAUUAAUACAAGAAUGUUAGUAGAUGCAAUGACAAAGUUUGAGAAAAUGCAUAUUUGCGAAGGACUGGGUUCGAUAGAUUCAAAUUUACUUCGACAAAAUGAUUCGUGAGAACAUAUUGAACCACUGGCGUCAUAGUAAAUGUAUUUUAUUAACAAAAUAUAAAAAAUGUGAUUAUUGUAAGAAAUUAAAAAGAAUAAUUAUGCAAAGACGUAUAGAUCAUUGAAAACAGGUAUUACGUAAUCUUCAUUGAAAUGGUUAAAUAAUUGGAAGUAAGGCGAUAUAGAUAACAAAAUAAAAGAUGAUGAAUUUUUAACUUGGACAUUUUUAACUUGCUCACAAUUUAUGACUUUCCCUUAAGUUUACAAUAAAUCUGUGCAUCUAAUUUAGAGAAAUUUGUCGAUAUUAUACGCCAAGCUGCCGGUUACGAUGAUCACCAUUGUUGUUUAUCAUAUUUUA
Molecule: messenger RNA, 1410 nt
Organism: Bombus huntii
Lineage: Eukaryota; Metazoa; Arthropoda; Insecta; Hymenoptera; Apidae
Exons: 8
Coding region: 1-1062 (353 amino acids)
Source: RefSeq, a predicted model, not a curated record